AUGGGAUGUUGCUGGGAAAUUGAUACUCUUGCGGCAGUUUAUGAUAUCAACCCUCUUAGUACCCUGGACAAAUUUGUAGACCAAGAUUGUUUAGAAUGGGCUGAUCGUGUCCAUAUUGCAUUGAAGCUUGCUCUUUUUCUGACUUAUUUGCAUAGUUUUGAACCAUGCCAUUUGGUCUGUGACCUUUGUGCUGCCCAUGUAGUUCUUGACCAGGAAAAGAACCCUAUUCUGUACGAUUUAAGCAUGCUCGUUGGUGGUGUGUUGGACAAGAAAAGUUUGCUUCAUGAUAGGCUUGUAUUUCAUGACAAUACUGAUCCUUUGGUCCUCACUUCAGGUGUUUGGUCCAAGAAUUCAGAUGUAUUCUCAUAUGGUGUUAUACUUUUAGAACUUGUACGUGCAGAGAACUUUGAAAAAACUGAAAACGGGGUAUGCAAGUUCAAUGGGACGACUUGGCACAAUUACAAAAAUCGCAGUGUGUUCCCUUUACAAAAAUCUGCUACCCUUAUAGAUACUAAAUUUAUAGGGCAGUACCAUCAUAAUUCAUAUGACACCUUUAAGGUUGUAAAACUAGGUGUUAGAUGUAUUGACUGUGUUGUAUAUGACCGUCCUUCGAUGGACAAAGUAGUUGAUAUUCUAAAGUCUCUGUUUUUGGUGUCUAUCAAUCAAGUGGGGAUUGUUCCGAUCAGGGGCCGUUUUUUAGGAGAAUUGUCAUUUGACGAGUUGUCAGUCAUUACUAAUGACUUUAGUACCAAAAAUUUCAUUGGGGAGACUCUGUAUGGUAGAUUGUAUAUAGGAAAUAUUUUAGAGGGAUGGAAAGGGUUUGAAGCACAACAGGUUACUGUCAAAAUAUGGGAUGAUUCGACAUAUAGGCGUAUUUCCCACAAAGACAAUGUGCACAGAAUGAAGGAUGAAAUGGCAUUUCUCAGGCACCCAAGGAGUCUCAGUCAACCUUGUUUGCCUCGAUUAUUUGGAUAUUGCUACGAGAAUAAGAAAUUAGGGGUUGUUUAUAAGCUGAAGACGGUUGGCACGUUGAAAGAUUUCCUCUCAAAAGGUAAUUUGCUAUUUACAUGA
Molecule: messenger RNA, 1071 nt
Organism: Spinacia oleracea (spinach)
Lineage: Eukaryota; Viridiplantae; Streptophyta; Magnoliopsida; Caryophyllales; Amaranthaceae
Product: probable serine/threonine-protein kinase PBL2
Exons: 5
Coding region: 1-1071 (356 amino acids)
Biological process (GO): protein phosphorylation
Molecular function (GO): ATP binding; protein kinase activity
Source: RefSeq, a predicted model, not a curated record